AUGGAGCACUAUUAUCUGACCAGCUGGGCCAAGGCUUUUGCCUCUGCAUCGGUCUUCAUCGUCCUGCUUGGCCUCGCCUGCUGCUGCCUCAGCACGGCCAUCCGCCAACACGGAGAUGGCAGCUGCAGCUAUGACGGUGGCGGUGCCAGCUAUGACGAUGAUAGGCGUUGUCGAUGUAGUAAUAAGGAGGAGAUCAAGACGACCCCGAAGAAGACCGAUAUCAAUGUCAUCCCAAAGUUGGCAGCCCCUUCUUCUCUCCCUCAAAGGAAAGCAGCAGGGUCGUAUAAUCCUCCUUCCCGUUCUCGAAGAUGCAGCAGCAGUGACCGUGCUAGAGAUGGUGAUUUGAUUCUUACGCAGGCUACCAUGGCAGCAGCUGCCAUGUCAGCGGUUGAAUAUGGCAGCGUUGGAUGUGGCGGAGGUGGAGGCGGCUGCGGUGGGGGCAGCUGUGUCAGAGGUGGAGGAGGCUGUGGUGAGGGUGGCUGUGGCGAGGGCUGCGGUGGAGGAGGCUGCAAUUGA
Molecule: messenger RNA, 516 nt
Organism: Punica granatum (pomegranate)
Lineage: Eukaryota; Viridiplantae; Streptophyta; Magnoliopsida; Myrtales; Lythraceae
Source: RefSeq, a predicted model, not a curated record